UUCAAUUUGGUAACACAAGUUAACAACAUCUUAUUUCCUUUGGAAGUCUUUCCAAAUUCUCCUCCAAAUCAACAAAAAUAAAAAAAUGUGGGAUUACCGCCAAGAAAUUGACUUGGAAACAUCGGUGAAGAUAUCACCGUACUGCCACGCUUGGCAGUCGGCUUGCUGGUUUAUGCUCAAGGGCCUUGAUCUCUGGAGAUUCUUGGUAUGGGAUCGAUCAGCGUCAUACCUGGUGGUCCUUACGACUUGCCUGAUUGGCCUUUCUUGGAUGUUAUUUAAGUCGUUCAGGCGUAGAUGGAAUGAAGUGCCCAUAUCGGAGAUCCAGUUGCUGAGAGAUCGUGUGCAGUUUGUAAGCCAGGAUAUGGUCAUGUUGCAAGAUGCCCUCAAUGCGACCUUAGUGUCCAAGCCAGUAGCUAGUAUUUCUAGUGAGGUCAUUGAUGCCAUGCUUGAGAAGAAGGCCGCCGAAGAUGGGGAAAAUUCGCCUUCGGAUUUAAAUUCCCCAGUGGCCCUAGAUCCUCAAGAUCCUCCCGAUUCUGAUACGAUUCCUGAAUCAGCUGCUAAGAAUCCUGAUCCCAAACUUCAAGAGAAUGCCUUAAACGAAAAUAACGCUCCUGUUGAUGAGAAAGUGCCAGAAAAGCAAACCCAAACUGAGAACAAGCCCCUUUUAAAAACCAAGCCCAGACGUGUAAAAUCACCAAAUCCACGUGAUUUAAAAGAAAAUCCAGACGUGGAUAACCGAAAUAUGCGUAGACGCCAACCUACACCAGAAUCGAAUCCUGGAUGGAAAUUGUAGAUUGUUUUUGUCAUUGAAAUAGUCAAUUGCAAAACUUCAAAUUAAUUGUUAAAAUUAUCAUGUAAACUCCUUGUUAUAUAAAUGUUUUGUAAUGUUUUGUAAUUGA
Messenger RNA from Drosophila rhopaloa, 899 nucleotides. RefSeq lists its product as uncharacterized. The transcript has 2 exons. NCBI's taxonomy places the organism in Eukaryota, Metazoa, Arthropoda, Insecta, Diptera, Drosophilidae. Bases 86 to 793 code for a protein of 235 amino acids. The record is from RefSeq and is a predicted model, not a curated record.